Pelodiscus sinensis (Chinese soft-shelled turtle) is the source of this 4314-nucleotide messenger RNA. Its product is annotated as 24-hydroxycholesterol 7-alpha-hydroxylase-like. Lineage: Eukaryota; Metazoa; Chordata; Testudines; Trionychidae. Gene Ontology annotation, biological process: bile acid biosynthetic process; cholesterol homeostasis. The record is from RefSeq and is a predicted model, not a curated record. Gene Ontology annotation, molecular function: iron ion binding; oxysterol 7-alpha-hydroxylase activity; heme binding.
UGGUAUUUAAAGAAAAAACAAAUCAAGGGUUAGCAUUCUAAUUCAACCACCUAAAUCCCAGUUUCAAAAAUAAAGACAUUUCAGGGCUAUUGUCACUAAAUCAUUAUUAAUACCUUAUAACUUAAUGUGGGUUUCCCAGUUAGGACAGAGCUGGGAAGAACUGGCCCAGCUUUGGCUCCCAUAUCUCCACUCAGAACCAACUGCCCUAGCUUCAUUAGUACAAUGUGACGCAUACACAGUGCAUGGAGGUCAUGCAAGAUCAAGUGCCCCCUCCCCCAUUUCUGCUUGUCCUGCCCAGCAUAGGGUGGGAGAGUAGCUCCCUUCUCCUGCUAUGCCUGCUGCACUAGCAUGCUCAGUUCCUGGCAUCAAGGCCGAGUGGAGAGCAGAAAAGGCAGGACCAGCAAACUUGUCAUGCCAGUGGUUCCAGGUUGUUGCUCUAUGCAGCACAGCUGCUGGCUGCGAGAGAGCCUGGCUAGAGCAGCAGUCCGCUGGCCCAACCAGACUCUCUCUCAGGCACUGGACACACCGCACAAAGUUAGAAGCUGGAGUAGACAGAUUCGGCUGGUGUGAGAAGUGGUCCCCUGCCUCCUCCCUCGGCUCUCCAUCUGGGCCCAGUUGCCUGGAACAGGAUCCAACAUACCUGGGGAGGCAUAGCAGGAGAAGGACAGAGCCUCUCCAACCCCAGUUGGUAACGCUGAUGGGGCAAGAAGAGUGUCGUGGCUCCAGGUAGCUGCUGGGCAGGGAGAUCAUUGAGGGAAGGAGACCCACGAGGUUCUCACGUAUUCUCCCCUGUAGACUGUGCUCCCUCAGUAGCAGGAAGCAUGUGUUGUCAUGAAGUGGUACAUAUUCUUGAAGUACAACUUGAAGUUUUGUGGAACAUGGGACCUUCCCAAGGGGACUAUACUACAAAUAUUUAAAACACCAGGAAAUGCUCUCUGGAAAAAUAGCAUAUAUAAGAACUGUAGAGUCACACCAUAAUAGAGCCAAGCAUACAAUAAAAUAAAACAGAAGAUUAUACUCAGAGGAAAAGUGGAAGGUAACUGGAAUAAAUUAGCAUUGCUUCAUUGUUUUUAAAGGCGAUAAACUUAUUUACAACAGUGGAAGAUCUAACAACUCCCCAAAUGCAAGCCACAUCUAUUCUUACCACACCAAAGAUCAAUCUUCUGGGUUCAAUUUAGCAGGUCUAGUAAGAUCUAGCAGCCGUGAAGAGUAAGGUAAGCCAAGGGAUGCAUUUGCUCCCAUAAGCCUCCCACUGUGAAGACGAUGCUAAGCUCAGCUUAAGGUAUGUUGACUUCAGCAACGUUAUUUACACAGCUGGAGUUACGUACCUUAAGUUGAGGUAAAAGGAUGAUACCACAUUAGGUAAAAAAUUAGGAUGUGGUCUUGACACACUUUAAAAAAGACUGUGCAGGAUGGGUCAGCUAUGAGAGCCACUAGCUCUCCCACUCAUCUGGAUGAUGUAAUGGCCACUAGAAAAGGUGUAAUAAGGAGUCUGUAUCUAAGGGCUCAAAAGGGGGUCCGGUGAGGGCAUGGAGGAACUGACUAAGGUCCCAUGGUGGAGCAGGUUCUCUCACAUCUGGAUAGAAGUUUGAGAAGCCCGUUAAGAAGAGAGUGGUGAUGGGAUGUGCGAUAGAGAAUCCAUUGUUUUUUUAAUGAAAAAACGUAAUGGAAGACAGGUGGACAUGGAUUGAGGGUAUAGAAAUUCCAGUUAGUUUGAGUUCCAGCAGGGAAUCUAGAAUAAGGGGAAAAAAGAGGCCGACAAGUGCAGUCAGUUUAUGUUGGCACCAUGAUUCAAAGUGUUUCCACUUAUGUGUGUUUAUGUGUGCUGAAUAGUUUUCCAAUGACUAUUUAACAAUAUACUCAGUACCAUUAUGUCAUUUUGCCAUUCAGUAUCCAUGCUUUGUGUUGAAGUUUGUGGGGAUCUGGAUGGAUGCUAUAGGAGUCAAGGCAGAGGCAAGAGCUUGUGCAGUGAACAGACUGGCCUGUGGAGAAAGUAUGGAUACCACAUUUGUCAUGUCUAUGUGGUGGCUAUUAGGAUCACUAUGGCCCCAUCCUGUUUUAUCUUGCAGAAUACUCAGGAGGUGGGGGAAGGCAUAGAGGAAGGGAACAUUCCACUUAAUGAGAGCCAUCACUCUCUGGGUGAUUCAAGUCACCCUGGAGCAGAAUCAGAGGGAUUUGGAAUUUUGUGAGGUUGCAUCUGCCAUGUUAUUUUGGCAGCCAGAACAUACUGGUGAUGUUGUCCAUGAAGAUCUGUAUCAUUUUGUUUUGGAUCAACAGAUGGAAGUGUGAGGCACUGCAAACUGCAUGAAGCUACAGAAGACUGAUCUGAAGUUGGGACUCCACGGUAGACCAGCAGAUCUGUACAGAAUGAGUCUGUAGGUGUGCCUCCCAGCUAGGAGGGACCUGUCUGUAGUAAUGGCAAGGCCAAGAAACUCAAAGUCCCCACCUUGUAUCAGUGGUUGGAUCCCUUGGUUUGGAGCUGCGUUUCAGUUUGGGAGAGCUCCUCUGGAAUUUGUAGAACAAGCCAGAAUCAAGUACGGACCUGUAUUCACCAUGUACAUCCUAGGAAAUCGAUUCACUUUUGUGUCUGAGACAGAGGAUGUCCUUGCCUUUCUGAGGUCUAAAGAAGUAGAUUUGGACGAGGCAAUGCAGCAAGCCGUCAAACGCACAGUUUCAAUCUCCAAAGAAAGCUUUAAUCAGAAUCGCAUUAGUCUCUUCAAAUUGCUAACACAACAACUGAGUUCCUCUAACAUGCAUCAGUUCUCUGAGACUCUGUGUAAAGAAUUCCAUGAGCAUAUGGAGCACUUGGGCAAAGAAGGAUCAGAGGACCUCAAUCUCCUAGUAAGGCAUGUCAUGUAUCCAACAAUAACAAAAACUCUGUUUGGGAAAAGCUUCUAUCCAACUGACAAGAGCACAAUUGAUGAGUUUGAAAGGCAUUUUCAGAUAUAUGAUGAAGGAUUUGAAUUGGGAUCCCAGAUGCCAGAAUUUUUUUUAAGGAACUGGUCUAAAUCCAAAACAUGGUUACUUAAAGCAUUUGAAAGGAUUGCAACAGACAUAAAGAAACACAAAACUUCAGAAAGUGACUCUAAGACACUAAUGCAACAUGUCCUGGACAAUUUGCAUGGAAAUGGAGCUGCUGGUUAUUUGCUGCUUUUGUUCUGGGCUGCCCAAGUUAACGCUGUUGCGGGUGCCUUUUGGACCCUGGCAUUUAUACUCUCCAAUCCAUCUCUUUACAAGGACAUCAUGGAAGACAUAGUUUCUGUUUAUGGCAAAGCAGAGAAAACCAGGAUUGAAGUUGUUGAAGAUGACCUUCAGAAGCUUGUAUCAAUUAAGCGGUGUGUUUUAGAAGCCUUGCGGCUAAUGGCCCCAGGUGCAAUCAUAAGGAAAGCAAUGAAGCCACUAAAAGUUAAGAAUUUCAUCGUUCCGGCUGGUGACUUGCUGAUGGCAUCGCCCUAUUGGUUACACAGGAAUCCAAAAUAUUUCCCUGAGCCUGAAAUAUUUAAGCCUGAUCGUUGGGAAGAGGCAAAUUUAGAGAAGAAUGCUUUCUUGGACGGCUACUUGGCAUUUGGAGGAGGGAAGCACCGGUGUCCAGGAAGGUGGUUUGCUCUACUGGAGAUUCACAUGCUUGUUAUUAUGCUCCUUUAUAAAUACCAGUUUACUCUUUUGGACCCACUACCAAAGCAGAGUCUUCUCGAAUUAGUAAGGGUGUGUCACCCUGCUGGACCAUUCAGAGUGCAGUAUAAACUCAGGGAAUGAAAGAUGACUAACUCGGGUUCCUGUACCAGCAACCUCCAGACUGAUGGACCAUUUGGCAUUUUUUCUGUUCUUUAAUGAAUUCGCAGUAUUAAAAUUUUUGAUUAGAAAAAGGGUCAUAUGCUGAGAAUGUUCAGAGUAAUAGCUUUGGUUGGUAUAAAUGGAUGUAUCUCCAUCGAUUUUAGUUGCCUUCAGAGAAGCUUUGUCAGUUUACACCAGCUGAGAACCUGGGCCUCAGUAUGUAACUGAAGGACAACGUAUUGUGAACGGAAUGUUUCUGGGAAUAUUCUGGCCUUGCAAUCUAUCAGCAAUCUAGUCCGACUUCCUGUCUAAAGUAGGCCAUAGAAUUUCCCUGAAAUAAUUCCUGUUUGAACUACAGUGUCUCUUUUAGAAAAAAAAAUCCACUUUGAUUUAAAAAUUGUUAGCAAUAAAGAUUACACCAUAACCCUUAGUAAAUUGUUCUAGUGAUCACUUAUCCUUAUUGUUAACAUUUUACUCAUUUGCAGGAUGGUGUCCCUAGCCUCUGUUUGCUAGAAGCUGGGAAUGAGCAACAGGGACUGG